Lontra canadensis (Northern American river otter) is the source of this 2019-nucleotide messenger RNA. RefSeq names its product dual specificity phosphatase 13 (gene DUSP13B). Gene Ontology annotation, cellular component: cytoplasm. The record is from RefSeq and is a predicted model, not a curated record. Gene Ontology annotation, molecular function: protein tyrosine/serine/threonine phosphatase activity; MAP kinase phosphatase activity. The coding region runs from base 63 to 1214 and encodes 383 amino acids. NCBI's taxonomy places the organism in Eukaryota, Metazoa, Chordata, Mammalia, Carnivora, Mustelidae. Gene Ontology annotation, biological process: protein dephosphorylation; negative regulation of MAPK cascade. The transcript has 7 exons.
ACACUGGAGAGGCAGAGAGGAGUAACCGCAGAGACAGAGGGGUGGGUGGGCUGGCCUGGCCCAUGGCUGAAGCCUCUGUCCCAGUGCUGAGGGGAGAGGAAGCCACGCCUUGCCCCAGCGUUCUGGAACUGGAGGAGCUCCUGAGGGCAGGGAAGGUUUCUUGCAGCCACGUGGAUGAAGUUUGGCCCAACCUUUACAUAGGAGAUGCCCAAGGUCCUGGUGCACUGUGUGGUUGGGGUGAGCCGCUCGGCCACGCUGGUCCUGGCCUACCUCAUGCUGUGCCAGCAGCUGUCCCUGCGCCAGGCAGUGAUCACCGUGAGGCAACACCGAUGGGUCUUCCCCAACCGAGGCUUCCUCCACCAGCUCUGCCAGCUGGACCAGCAGCUGCGGGGCACAGGCCGGAACUGAGGGGCCAGAGCUGGUCCUUUCUCCCUGCCACAGGGCUGGGCCACUUUGUUUCCCUGGCACUGGCCCUGUUGGUGCUGCUGGAAGCUCUGGCCCAGGUGGAGACCAAGAAGAUGCAACAGCAUCAAGUGUGCGGAGACAGGGAGCUGGAAGCAGACAGCACAAAGUGCCCGUCAGAGAAGACCACAGCCGGGGCCAGAUACCCCCACAGGAUGGACUCACUGCAGAAGCAAGAUCUCCGGAGGCCCAAGAUCCACGGGGCGGUCCGGGGAUCCCCCUACCAGCCGCCCACACUGGCCUACCUCCAGCGCUUGCUGUGGGUCCGUCGGGCCGCCAUGCUGAGCCACAUCAAUGAGGUCUGGCCCAACCUCUUCCUAGGAGAUGCAUAUGCAGCCAGGGACAAGAGCAAGCUGGUCCAGCUGGGCAUCACCCAUGUCGUGAAUGUUGCUGCAGGCAAGUUUCAAGUGGACACAGGUGCCAAGUUUUACCGUGGAAUGCACUUGGAGUACUAUGGCAUUGAGGCUGAUGACAACCCCUUCUUCGACCUCAGUGUCUACUUUCUACCUGUUGCUCGAUACAUCCGAACUGCCCUCAGUGUUCCCCAGGGCCGUGUGCUGGUACACUGUGCUAUGGGGGUGAGCCGCUCUGCUACAGUUGUCCUGGCCUUCCUUAUGAUCUGUGAGAACAUGACCCUGGUGGAGGCCAUCCAGACGGUGCAGGCCCACCGUGAUAUCUGCCCCAACUCGGGCUUCCUCCGGCAGCUCCAGGUUCUGGACAACCGACUGGGGCGGGAGACAGGGCGACUCUGACUAGGUGAGCAGCCGGGAGCCCUGACCCUCUAGCCAGCAUGGCCUAACCCAGCCAGCCUGGCCCUGGGGACAGCAGCCUCUGCUGUUUCCAAAGACCUUGAGGUAUAAAUAGCAAGUGGGGGUUUAGCUGAGGCAGAAGCAGGGAGAACUGAGUGGUGACCUUUAGCAGGUGGAUUUCCCUGACCCAAUCCAGAGAUUCUUUAUACAAAAGAGAGUUCAGUCUGUCUCUAUAAUAAAAGGUUCAUCAUAAUAAAGACAGGAGGUCUUCUGGUGGUUUGUGGGGUGUGUCUUACUCCCAAGAUGGUCAUUUAGAGUCCAGAAGACUUGCCUGCUCUGAGUCAGCAUAAGGGCAACCUACAGAAAGGGUCUGAGUCCGUGUCAAGUCUCCGUGGAGACGGAGGGCAGGUGAGGGUUAAUCAGUGGUAUCUGCCUCGGGUGCAAAAAGGAGGAAGAGGGUACAAGUGCUGAGAAUUAGCUGGUCCUUUCUUCAUUUUGUCCUCCAUUGUAGCAUCAGCCAAGAGCUAGGUUGUCGGAAUCAAGACCGAUGUUCAGUGCGUCAGCAUCCUCUCCAUGCCCACCCUAGCAAAAAGCAAUCAUCAGAACUUUUGCUGUGCAAGUCGCAUCUCUUGAAUAUUUUCAUCUAUGCUUUACUUUAAAAAGGACUGACUCAAGUGAGAGGCAUCUAGAAAACACAAGUGUUAACUGAGAGGAUAGGGUCUGGGGAGGAGACAGCCCAGAAAUCCCAGGCGAAGGAUGGUUAUAUGAUGCAGCAAAACGUUUCACUCUGAGUUUCUUAGUAUUCAUG